UGGUUUAUUGCUUUACAAGGUGUGAAUGCGCCUUCAGGAUCUUCAUAUUUUUCUCUUCAACGCUCAAGUACUCGUUUCAUUUCCAGUGAAGAAAUUUCUGGGAAUUGUUCAACAUGAGCAAUGAUGAGGAAUCUCUACUUCCCGAGGACAACGAGCGUGAACAAAUACGAGAGGAGUUGAAACAUAUGAGUUUUGAGGAUUUGCAGAAAUUAAAGGAGAAAUUGGGAACAAAAAUGUAUAAUCAGGCAAUAUUUGGAAAUAAGAGCAAGAGGAAGACAGAAUUUAAAAGGGAAAAUAAAAACAGGCCACGGGAAAUGUCUGCUAAGAAACCAGUUUCUAGAUUUAAAGAGUCAGUUUCAGUCAAAAAAGUUGUAGCCCGAGACCCCAGAUUUGAUAGUUUAUGUGGUACAUUUAACGAAAAAGCCUUUAAAACUGCUUAUGCAUUUAUUAAUAACUUGCGAGAGAAUGAUCUUAAAACCUUGAAACAUGAAUUAAACGAAACUACCGAUCCAAAAACUAAAGCAAAGAUAAAAUAUCUCAUACAAAGGCUUGAAAAUCAGCUAAGAGAGGAAAAGAAGCGAAAGGAAAAGGAAAAGAAGGAGCGGGAAGAAAAGAAGGAAGUGCUAGAUACCAUUAAACAAGGAGAGAAACCUGCUUUUAAGAAAAAAUCUGAGAAGAAAGUCUUGAAUUUAGUCUCUCAAUAUGAAGAAUUGAAAAAUAAGGGUAAUCUGAAGAAGCAUAUUCAGAGAUUGCGGAAGAAGAAUAAACAUAAAGACAGAGCAAAAUUGAAAACUUAUCAAAUGGAAUAAAACAUGUAUACAUAUAUACAUGUGUGAUAUGUAUCUAUACAUAUACACAUGUACCAAAGUUAUGUAAAAUGAUAGGAAAAAUGUCUUGCUUAAUAUGAU
Messenger RNA from Camponotus floridanus (Florida carpenter ant), 908 nucleotides. Its product is annotated as ribosomal RNA processing protein 36 homolog. The record is from RefSeq and is a predicted model, not a curated record. Gene Ontology annotation, cellular component: nucleolus; 90S preribosome. Gene Ontology annotation, biological process: maturation of SSU-rRNA from tricistronic rRNA transcript (SSU-rRNA, 5.8S rRNA, LSU-rRNA). Lineage: Eukaryota; Metazoa; Arthropoda; Insecta; Hymenoptera; Formicidae. Bases 114 to 809 code for a protein of 231 amino acids. The transcript is spliced from 4 exons.